GUUAUUGAGGUAUAAAGAUGAAGUGGACUCCACCAGAGAUAGAUGAUUAUAUUGAUAUCUUCUCAGUUGUGAAAGAUAACAGAGAAACAGAGAGUGAGCAACAUGAUAUCACUACUAAAACAUACUGUCGAGGUGUAACCCUAACACAGAUUGGUAUACCACGUCUGCCUCACGGUAUUAGAAGUAAAGAUGUAUCUUCAAAUAAGAUUCACAUGCAAGCAGCAUUUAAUGCAUUACCUAAGAGUAGAGGCCGUGGGAGAGCCAAGAUGUUAGAAGAAAGAGAGGAUCACUUUAUGAGGUUGAAGAAAGAUUUUAAUGAUGCUAUGAAUUGUUUAGAGAAUAUUGAUACCUCUUCUACCAUAGAUUCCAUCUCCAUUGAUGGUUGUUCAGAAACUAGUUCCAUGUUUGGUGACUGUGAAUUAAGUGAUUCUGACGAUGUUAUUGGUCAAUCAAUAUUGUUACCAUCCCAAAGAAAUAUCAAACUACCAGAAAGACCAUUUGUUAAACCAAAUCAUUAUAAUUUCAACUCUGUUGAUGAUUUUCCUCUGUUGGGUAGUCAGGAUUCAGACGGAUCGUCAUCUUUCAAGGUAGCAGCUAAUAAAAAGAAACCUGGUAAAAGAAAACCAAAAGAAGUUCAACGUUCAUCGAAACAGUGGAUAAAAUCAGAACCUAAUAAGAAAGGUGUCAAAUCUAAGUUUGUUAAUCAUAAUUCUAACCAGUCAAACAUUGCAGAUUUUGUGAUCUCUGAUAAAAAAAAGACUGUUAGUUCUUCCCGAAAGGGAUUUCCAAUUCCACGUAAAGGUGUUGAAACUACGAGGGCAAAUUCUAUGAAGUCAAUAAACAUUAAUCCGGGUAGAACUGUGAAUUUGAAUUUUUCCAUCGUUAUGGAAAAUGAUGAUCUUAAUCCUGCAGUGGUAGCCAAAACUUUAAAUUCUCACUCUGGAGUAGAUAGCAGAGAUCAACUGAACUGCAAUUCUGAUGGGAAUAUAUGUCAAGAAUAUACACCUCAUGACAGUUUUGAUACCAUUUCAACCAACUUAGACAUUGUCUCUAAUACUUUUGGUUCUUUCUCGCGCCCACACAGUUUAAAUAAAUUGGAAGACUUGGAAAAUAUUUCUCAAGCCUCUCAGGGUUUCCCUAGCAUACCAAAAUCAAUAUUGGAUAGUUCUAAAUGUGGUAAACAAAACUUAGUGGCAAAAGUGAAACCUACAGUGACUAGUACUCUCAAUAAUCUCAAUUCUACAAAUACUGGAGCUUGUGCUUUAGAAAAUAGCCAAAAAAACACUCAGCCUACUAGUAAUACUAUGUUAGAUUGGAAGAUUACUGGUCCAUGUGUGGUACAGUUAGAAGGAAUUCCCAUUGCUUGUGAUAUAGAUAUUCUUGAUGACACUUUAUGGAAUUUUGGUCAGAUUGAAGAAAGUCAAGUUCAGGUUAUCGAUGGCAAAUAUGCCGUAAGAUAUAGAUUCAGUACAGAAGAUGCUUGUGAAUGGGUUGUUUCAUCUUUACAUGAUACAGACAUGUUAUAUCCAGAUUCACAGUCUGUAUUGGUUUGUUUUAAAGUGCAAUAA
Messenger RNA from Lottia gigantea (owl limpet), 1568 nucleotides. RefSeq lists its product as hypothetical. The record is from RefSeq and is a predicted model, not a curated record. The coding region runs from base 18 to 1568 and encodes 516 amino acids. Lineage: Eukaryota; Metazoa; Mollusca; Gastropoda; Lottiidae. The transcript has 5 exons.